AUGAAUAGCACCGCGAGGAUAGCUUACGUGGAACAGUUUCUACAUCAUGAGAUAUCGAAGCUUCACACGCGAGAAACAUGCUGGCAUCAAUCUGGUGUCGGCGGUCUCCUAGCGCUAUUGCGUGCGAACCUCUCAGAGUCGAAAUCGUGGAAUAGCAGUUAUGUCUCUGGUGGGCCGUAUACCUUUAACGCGACGGGGAAUUUAUUCACUGUUGAUCUUGCGACGAAGCAUUUUGAUGUCAAUACUGUGGAUCAAGAUACAUUCGUUACAUUGACUUAUGUUCACGCACUAUGCAUGAUAAUUGCUUUCUUCUUGGUGUAUCCCAUUAUUCUACUCAUGGAGUCGAGCACUGUGCUUUGUGACCUGAUCAAUAAACCGGUUGCAAAGCAUACUGUUCAGAAAUGGGAGUCUGUAUUACGAGCCUUUGUCUUUACACCUCUCGUCAUCGCUGGACUAGUGGCGGCAAUCAUCGCAAUGGGCACAUCAGAUCAUUUCAGAACUGAGCACGGGGUUGUUGGUCUUGUUACUGUAGUGUUUGCAGGCUUUGCAUCGUUACUUUACUUCUUCAGCUUCUUCUUCGACUCACGAAUGAGACGAACAGCCAUGGGAAUGCGAUGGCUUCAGAACAUCAAAUACUUUGACAUGUUUGUCUGCCAAGUCAUUCUCAUGAUCUCCGGCUUUGCCCUAACCGAUGGAUUUGAUGAUCUUUCCGUCAUGGGCCUAUGCUAUAUCCAGAUCUCCCUCGCGUGGGCAGUAUCUAUCGGUAUGAUCGCAGCGUUUGUAUGGAAUAGUGCCAUGGUGUUGAUGACAGCACAAUGGUUCCUCGUCCGUCGAGCAAGACCCGGAAGCGGUGGAAGCGUCGCCAACACCAACAACAGAAUGUGGAGGCUCGUGCGUUUCCGUCGUCGUCGUCAACCAUCUCCAGAGCCUACGCAGUCGUACGAAAUGGGUUCGUCAUCAGAGACUUCUGAAACCUCUGAAACUUGCGGUCGGGGCAGGAUUGGAGCUGAGGCUGUGCUGUGA
Molecule: messenger RNA, 1023 nt
Organism: Fusarium redolens
Lineage: Eukaryota; Fungi; Ascomycota; Sordariomycetes; Hypocreales; Nectriaceae
Exons: 3
Coding region: 1-1023 (340 amino acids)
Source: RefSeq, a predicted model, not a curated record